CGAGCUUCUUGAAGAGCACUGAAAAUGACUCCGGACAUUGACGAGGUUCAGGAGAAGCUCAACGGGGCUACGGUUCAGGAUGGCAAGGAAUUGGCUGAUCCCGCCGUGAAGGAGGCCGUUCAGAAUGGUGAGAAAGCUCCUGAAGGCGAAGCCCCCAAAGAGAGCGCCGACAACGAAGACGACAACUCCGACGACGACGAAGACGAAGGCGCCGCCAACGGCUCCUCAGAAGGCGCCAAGAAAAAGAAGAAGAAGAAGAAGCCCAAGAAGAAGAAGGCCGGCACCAAGCAAACCGAACCCCCGCGCACCGGACUCUCCAAGCUCUUCCCAUCCGGUACUUACCCAGAGGGCGAGAUCUGCGAAUACACUCAUGAGGAAAACACAUACCGUACCACCUCCGAGGAGAAGAGACACCUGGAACGUCUGGAAUCCGACACGUAUAAUGACUUGCGUCGUGCAGCGGAGGUCCACAGACAAGUCCGCCACUACGCCCAAAAAUCAAUCAAACCCGGCAUGUCCAUGAUCGAAAUCACCGAACUCAUCGAAAACGGAACUCGUGCCCUCUCCGAAGAAAACGGUCUCAAGUCUGGUGUCGGAUUCCCGACAGGUGUUUCGUUGAACAACGUCGCAGCACACUAUACCCCGAACGCCGGAGAUCCCACGCUGCUUCAGCAGAACGAUAUCAUGAAAGUCGAUUUCGGCGUCCACGUGAACGGUCGUAUCAUCGAUUCCGCGUUUACUAUGUCAUUCGAUGAGUCUGGAACUUACGACCCCCUCCUCAAAGCCGUAAAGGAAGCAACCAACACCGGAAUCAGGGAAGCGGGUAUCGAUGUUCGCUUGAACGAUAUCGGCGCCGCAAUCCAAGAAGUCAUGGAAUCCUACGAAGUCACUCUCCCCAACGGAAAGACCGAACAAGUCAAAUGUAUCAGAAACCUCAACGGACACAACAUUAAUCCGUACGAGAUUCAUGGCGGAAAGAGCGUACCGAUCGUGGCGAACGGUGACAUGACAAGAAUGGAAGAAGGCGAAUCCUUCGCAAUCGAAACCUUCGGCUCCACAGGUCGCGGCUUCGUCCGCGAAGAAGGUGAAUGCUCCCACUACAUGCGCAAAGUCGACGCUCCCCGCGUUGGACUCCGUCUCCCACGUGCCAAGACUUUGUUGGCCACAAUCAACCAGCAAUUCGGAACGCUUCCAUUUUGUAGAAGGUAUUUGGAUCGUGCGGGUGAGAGCAAGUAUUUGGUUGCGUUGAAUAGUUUGGUUAGGGAGGGUGUUGUGCAGGAUUAUCCCCCGCUUGUGGAUGUGAAGGGGUGUCAGACUGCGCAGUAUGAGCAUACGAUCUUUUUGAGGCCGACGGUGAAGGAGGUUAUCUCGAGGGGUGAUGAUUACUAG
Messenger RNA from Saitoella complicata NRRL Y-17804, 1389 nucleotides. RefSeq names its product peptidase M24A, methionine aminopeptidase. The coding region runs from base 25 to 1389 and encodes 454 amino acids. The transcript has 3 exons. Gene Ontology annotation, biological process: proteolysis. Gene Ontology annotation, molecular function: metalloaminopeptidase activity. Lineage: Eukaryota; Fungi; Ascomycota; Saitoellomycetes; Saitoellales; Saitoellaceae. The record is from RefSeq and is a predicted model, not a curated record.